Molecule: messenger RNA, 1593 nt
Organism: Macadamia integrifolia
Lineage: Eukaryota; Viridiplantae; Streptophyta; Magnoliopsida; Proteales; Proteaceae
Product: lipid phosphate phosphatase 2-like
Exons: 8
Coding region: 425-1402 (325 amino acids)
Biological process (GO): phospholipid metabolic process
Molecular function (GO): phosphatidate phosphatase activity
Source: RefSeq, a predicted model, not a curated record
UCCCUCUCUCUCUCUCUCUCUUUCUCUUUCUAGAUCCUGUUCUCAUUUGGUUGACCAAAAAUGAGACCCUCGGCGUUUCCAACAUGAUUAAGCAGACUCGAGAUGUUAUUAUGGUCGAAACUGGUGGUCUUCCCUAGAGUUCAAAUAUUUUCUUAAUUUCUUCCGCUUUCUUUACGAUUGAAGAACAAGAAAACGAGUCUCUCUCUCUCUCUCUCUCUCUCUCUCUAAAUUUCGAUAUAAAUCAUCAACGAUUCUCUUCUUGUUCUCCUUUUUUUUUUUUCCUGUCAAUGUUGGCUUCUCUUUGUCUUAUUUCUUAGGGUGAAAGGACUGGAAGAAACGAAACAAUCUCUUUGCGUUAUCUCUGACUCUCGUUGAGGAGUCUCUGCAAGUAUUCUCCUUCUCCAGGCUUUUCCAGUUGGUGAAAAUGCCAGAGAUUCAGUUGGGGGCUCACACAGUAAAAACCCAUGGGGUUAAAGUGGCAAGGGUGCAUAUGCAUGACUGGCUAAUACUUCUACUUCUUGUGGUGAUAGAAGGGGUUUUGAAUCUCAUUGAACCGUUUCACCGCUUUGUUGGGGAGGACAUGUUGACUGACCUAAGCUUCCCAUUGAAAGCCAAUACUGUCCCCUUUUGGGCUGUUCCGAUAAUUGCAAUAAUAUUACCUUUUUUUAUCAUUCUCGCAUACUACUUUUGGCGAAGGGAUGUGUAUGAUUUGCACCAUGCCUUACUGGGUCUCCUAUAUUCUGUACUGUUGACUGGAGUUUUAACAGAUGCAAUUAAAGAUGCUGUUGGUCGGCCACGGCCUGAUUUCUUUUGGCGCUGUUUCCCUGACGGAGUGAAGGUAAUUAAUAAUGUUACAAUGGGUGUUAUUUGUCAUGGAGAUGCUCAAGUCAUUAAGGAAGGCUACAAAAGUUUCCCAAGUGGGCAUACUUCAUGGUCUUUUGCUGGUCUUGGUUUUCUUGCCUGGUAUUUGUCAGGGAAAAUUAGAGCAUUUGAUCGUAGGGGCCAUGUUGCAAAACUCUGUAUUAUUCUACUUCCCUUGCUUUUAGCUGCGCUUGUGGCAAUAUCCCGAGUUGAUGACUAUUGGCAUCAUUGGCAAGAUGUUUUUGCUGCAGGUCUUCUAGGUCUAGUGAUAUCUUCACUUUGCUAUCUGCAAUUUUUUCCACCCCCACAUGAUCCAGAAGGAUGGGGACCUUUUGCAUAUUUUCAGAUGUUGGCAGAUUCUUCCCAGAAUGACGAAUCCUCAUCCAACACAAACAACUGCCUUGGUGUUACCAACUGUCUUGGAGUACGUACGACUGAGAUGGAGACUGUUUAUAUGCAUUCUGAUGAUGGGGAGGCAGGAAUUGGCUUAAGGGAAUCAAACCCAAUGCUGGACAGCAUGGAGGCUGGAAGAAGACGUUAAUCUUGGUUUGAGAAAGUGAUAAUAUGUACCUGAUAAAUUUUGUAGAAAAUUCGAAUGUCACACUUUUUUUUUGGGUAAAAUUUGAAUGACACGCUUGCAUCUUUGUGUAUUGAAACGUGAAAUGUGUUAUGUUGUAGCUACUGACUAGUAGUGGUGCUUUUCAGACAUCAGUUGGUUUCAUUCUUCGUUUC